CUUUCAGCAACAACCUUUUUCUCCGCCCCAGGUUACACCUCCCCUUCCUUGCGCUUUCUAAUGCACCAUUGCAUCGCGCUCUGCCAAAACCCCGCCACCUUUCUCGCUCAUGAAAUCAACCAACAACAUCCUUCAUGGAAUGCAUCACCGCUUCUCCCCGCCUUCUUAAUCGCUGCUCUCUUAUCCCUUCCUAUAUAUAGAUAUAUCCGAUACCCACUCUCCCUUCGUAGCUUAAUUCCCAGCACUCCCUUUACCUCCUCCAAAUGGCCUUCUCCCCUUCCUUCCUUCUCCUUAUCGUCUCGGUUUCCAUCCUUUUCCUUUCUUCUCCCGGCGGCGAUGCUGCCGAUACUAGUGCUCGAAAAUGUUAUAUCAUUCGCGUCCGGGGUGACCUUAAACCCUCUGUGUUUGCCGACGUCGAGCAGUGGUACUCCUCCACUCUCCAUACCCUCCGCUCUUCCACCGACUCUCUCGAGAGAUCCUCCCGGGCGACACGUGGCAACCGGAAGCUCCUACACGUGUACCGCGCAGUCUUCCAUGGCUUCUCCGCCGUGCUGACCCCGGCGGAGGCCGAGCUUCUCCAGUCCGACCCGGUCGUCCUCGCCGUCCUCCCCGACCGGCCCCGCCAACUCCACACAACACGCACCCCCCUCUUCUUAGGCCUCGUCUCCGCGGACUCCAAGCCCAACUCCCUCCUCGCUGCCGCCGACUCCGGCUCCUCCGUGGUCAUCGCCGUCGUUGACACCGGCAUCCGCCCAGACCAUCGGAGCUUCGCCGACGAUGGCCGCCUGCCCCCACCCCCUUCCCGCUGGAACGGCUCCUGCGACGUCGGCCUCUCCUUCUCGUCCACGGCCUGCAACCGAAAGCUCGUCGGAGCCCGCUUCUUCUCAAAUGGCUAUCUGGCGGCCACCCACGGCGGUGCCAGUAACGGUCCCGACAUCUUCUCCCCCAUCGACUCCGAAGGCCAUGGCACCCACACCGCCUCCACUGCUGCUGGCGUCGUCACCGCCAACGCCUCCUUCCUCGGCUACGCCGCCGGCGUCGCCUCCGGCGUCUCUCCCGGCGCCCGCGUCGCCGUCUACAAGGCCUGCUGGUCCACUGGCUGCUACGACUCGGACAUCCUCGCAGCCGUCGACGCCGCCGUCACCGACGGUGCAGACAUCGUCACCCUUUCCCUGGGAGCCGGCAGCGUCCCCACGCAUCUCGAUCCCGUCGCCAUCAGCGCCUUCGGCGCGAUCGAGCAUGGGGUCUUCGUCGCCGCCUCUGCGGGAAACGGCGGCCCUGGCGAGUCAACCGUCGCCAACAGUGCCCCCUGGAUAACCACCGUCGGCGCCGGGUCUAUCGACCGCCGAUUCCCCGCCGACGUCGUGCUCGGCGACGGCACCGUCGUGAUCGGCGUCGCCAUCCACGACGGGAUACGCGUUUCCCGGAGGCGGUCCUUCCCGCUUGUGUACGCGGGAAACGUGUCCACGUCCGCCCCGGGGUUCCGGUCCUCCGCCCCCUACUGCCUCAACGGGUCGCUGGACCCGGCGGCGGUACGCGGAAAGGUGGUGCUCUGCGAGCGCGGCGCGGUUCCGCGCGCCGAGAAGGGAUUGGCCGUGAAGAACGCCGGCGGGGCCGCGAUGAUCCUGGCCAACGCUCUCACCGACGGGGAAGGCGUGACCCCGGACGCCAACGUCCUCCCCGCCGUGUCCAUCGGCUAUAAGGCCGGGAGAGCCAUAAAGGCGUACAUCGGCGCCAACAGCGAUCCACGUGUCCGUUUGCACUUCCGCGGGACCCAGGUCGGCGUCAAGCCCGCACCGACGGUGGCCGGGUUCUCCGGGCGCGGGCCCAGCUUGCAUUCCACGAACGUCAUCAAGCCGGACGUGAUCGCGCCAGGUGUCGGCAUCCUGGCUGCCUGGCCGGACGGGGUGAGUCCGACGGAGUUAAAGGCCGACCGGCGCCGAACGGAGUUCAAUAUCAUCUCCGGCACGUCGAUGUCGUGUCCUCAUGUCGCCGGGGUGGCGGCGCUGCUCAAGGCCGCGCACCCGGACUGGUCGCCGGCGGCUAUCAAGUCGGCACUGAUGACGACGGCCUAUGUCGCCGAUAACACGGGCGAAGAUUUGGUGGACGAGGGCACGGGAAACAGGUCCACCGAAUGGGCCUAUGGAUCCGGGCAUGUGGACCCGGAGAAGGCCGUCGAUCCUGGUCUGGUCUAUGAUCUGACGGUUGACGAUUACUUGGACUUCAUGUGCAGCUCCAAUUACAGCAGCGCCGCCAUCGGGAUCAUAACCAAGAGACAAGCGAAUUGUUCGGACAAGACUCGGAAGCCUUGGGAUCUCAAUUACCCAUCAGUUUUGGUGGUUCUGGAGCAAUCCGGGACUAGCAAGCUCGAAGCUCUGGUUCAUCGGACGGUGAUGAAUGUGGGAGAGGAGAAGUCAGAGUACAGCGCCAGUAUCAGAGAACCAGAAGGAGUGCGACUGGUGGUGGAGCCUCAGAAGUUGGUGUUCGAAGGCAAAGGGCAGAAGCAGGAGUUCGUCGUUAAGGUUUCGGCGGAGGCUGUUAACUUGCUCGCGGGGAAUUCACGGACGGAGUUCGGGUCAGUGACAUGGAGCGACGGCAAGCACACAGUGAGGAGUCCGGUUGCAGUGACAUGGCAGCAGCCGUAUUAGGGUAGGCCAGGAGUACUAGAAAUGUUGAGAAGCUCUUAAAAGGUGGCGGAAGCGCCCGGUUGCGGGUUAAGGAGAGGGAUGAUGCUGUUUCCCAGGUUACUUGCUUUGUGGGCAGUUGGCAGAAAUGUUUGUGCUAUAGAAAUAUUUAAUAAGCAUGUCCCUCGUGGUAGGGUUAUAUGUUGAUGUGCUUAAUAGAAAUAUGAAUAAUAAUGCAAUGACAUGGCGAUGCUUUAACUGGAUA
This is a messenger RNA of Phoenix dactylifera (date palm), 2889 nucleotides long. NCBI's taxonomy places the organism in Eukaryota, Viridiplantae, Streptophyta, Magnoliopsida, Arecales, Arecaceae. The record is from RefSeq and is a predicted model, not a curated record.